Aricia agestis (brown argus) is the source of this 2025-nucleotide messenger RNA. RefSeq names its product piggyBac transposable element-derived protein 4-like. The record is from RefSeq and is a predicted model, not a curated record. Bases 353 to 1966 code for a protein of 537 amino acids. NCBI's taxonomy places the organism in Eukaryota, Metazoa, Arthropoda, Insecta, Lepidoptera, Lycaenidae. The transcript is spliced from 3 exons.
CCACAACAAGAUUAAAAUAUUAUAAAUUCCGUUUGUAGAACAAAUGCAGGGGCUGCGUGUCCAGACUCCAGCACACGCACACUCGAGCAGACGUGUUGUUCAUCACCUCGCCAGAUAUUGAUCAAUUGCCAAAUUGCUUUUAUUCUAAUGGAAUCAAUGCAAGCUCUGGCCAGAGCGACGACGUGACGACUUGGCGUCUCCAUUUAUGCCACGAAUUUUCAUGAGUGUAAUGGAGAUGCCUGUGGACGAAGAACUGCGCUCUGCAUCACCACCUGCAACAGAGCAGUCGACGGAGCUGCCUCACAGCUUAUUCGAUUGUAGUUGAGAAGAGUACCCUAAGUUCCCUAAUUUCAUGAGUGUCAUGGAGACGCCUGUAGACGAAGAACUGCGCCCUGCAUCACCACUUGCAACAGAGCAGUCGACAGAGCUGCCUCACAGCUUAUUUGAUUUUAGUUGGCAAGAGUUCCCUAACCCACCGAUUCCACCUGAAACGAGGCGAGAGCUCUUCUCGAAUGUUAAUGUAGGUCCAACAGCUCCAUGUGUCGACCCCUAUGAUGUAUUCGUUGCCAUAUGGGACAGGCAAUUUAUGGAGCACAUAGCUUCAGAAACAAAUAGAUAUGCUCAGCAGGUGGUCGAAGAGACUCUCCGUAGCAACGACCUCCAUCCCAAUAGCCGCAUUGGCAGGUGGUGUGACACCACGGCUGAUGAAUUGUAUGUCUAUAUUGGCAUUACUAUUGCAAUGGGGGUUGUUGUUAAAUCCAGAUUGGAGGAGUACUGGUCCUCCACCGCUGACAUUUUCUAUACUCCGGGUUUCAGUGCAUACAUGUCUUUUAAUCGUUUUUUAAUAUUGAAUAAAUGUUUACAUUUUAACAAUAAUGAAGACACAUGUGGACUCAAUGUUUCUGAAGCUAAAUUAUUUAAGAUUAAACCUGUUUUUGUUCAUCUUAAUAGCAAAUUUCAAAAUUUAUAUCAUCUUAGUCAAAACAUAUCUCUUGACAAGAGUCUUCUGAUGUGGAAGGAGUUAGACAGUGACCAACCCAUUCCCAAUAUAAAGGGGAUCAGGACUUAUGAAGUCUGUGAGUCUCAAACUGGCUACUUGUGGCGUUUUGAGAUUCACGCUAAUAAACAAUCCACACCGCUGCAGCCGGAAGACCCAUUAAACGCUCCCACACUGGCCAUCGUUUUGGGACUCCUACACGGCCUCGAGAACAAAGGUCACACUGUAUGGAUGGACAAUUCUUUUAAUUCACCCAUUCUCGCACGUCGGCUCAAAUCCCUCGGUUUUGAUUGUGUAGGUAAACUGCGAACCGACUGUAAGUUUGUUCCGCAGGCCCUGCAGAGUCUAACCAAGUGGAAUAUGGAUCGUGGACAGCUCGUUGGUCUCACCUCGGGGGAUGUGGAUGUCAUGGUAUGGCGAGAUAGCACCAGAGUCGCUAUGAUUUCGACAUACCACGGCAACGCAGUGGCCCAGGAUCGAGGUAUUGCCAAACCCAUCUCGAUAUUGGACUACAAUAACAUGAUGGGGGGAGUCGAAAAAAAAGACCAAAUGCUGGCGGCGUACCCGAUAGAACGGAAACGUUCAAAAUUCUGGUACAAAAAAUUGUUCAGACGUCUCUUGAACGUUUCCGUUCUAAAUUCAUUCAUCAUCCACAAAAAGUCUUCGCCUACUUCUCCGCUAUCCCACCGUAGUUUUAGAGUUAAAUUAGUCAAUUUGCUUUUAAAAAAACACUGUUCUCGCCCUGUCACUUCCCUUCCGUCUGUUCCGCCUGUCACCACACAGAACGUCGACGUCGGACCCUUUGAUAUCACCCACCGCUUGGAGGAGCACCCGUUACGUAAUGGCGCACGAAAGCGGCGGCUCUGUACUGUGUGCAAGAAGCGGGUGUGGACGUUCUGUAUUGGUUGCGACAAAACUGUUUGCAAAAGUUCUUGUUUUGUUAGUCUUCAUAAUAGUAUUGAUACAUGAUAGUAUCGUAUAUUAUAUCGUAUUCUUCAUAAUCAUAUUAAUAAAAUCUAUAUUUGCUC